UCUUUGUCGAGAAAUAUGGGGGCAGUCAAGUCUUUGUUGAGACUGACCGGUAGCAAGGAAGCAACCACAGCUGCUAGACAAUCCAGGAAAUGGACAAGACCCGAACCAGUUGUUCCUCCUUCCAGUUCUGUAUCUCCUGAUUCAUCCAACGAGCAAGUACUCAAGAACUUAAAAUCAGUUUAUGUUGACUCCACAACCACCCACCAGAAAAUUGACAAUCCUUAUAAACCCUCCAUGGCUCAAUCAAGAGCCACUACUAGUGAUGGAGAGAGAACUGACUCCACCAAUAAAGGACUGCUAUCAGUUAAUGAAAUCAUUGCUGUACUUGAAGCUCACAGAACCAAAUCAAAGACAAUAGAGGAGCUAUCGCAAGAGACCGGAGUCAAUUCCCAGCACCUCACAGCACUGGUUCAAAAUUUUGGGAACUUAUACAUAAAAGGAGAUCCAGAGGAAAUAAAAAAACUAAAUCGUCCGAAUCUGGAAUUUCAUCCUCUUCAUAAGUAGCAUCUGAACACAUAAAUAUUGUUCAUUCUUGACAUUUUGUUGAUAAUAUGAUAGUAGUGUUAGUGAUGAUCAUCAUUCACAAUCAAA
Amphimedon queenslandica is the source of this 591-nucleotide messenger RNA. RefSeq lists its product as uncharacterized. Gene Ontology annotation, biological process: mitochondrial respiratory chain complex I assembly. NCBI's taxonomy places the organism in Eukaryota, Metazoa, Porifera, Demospongiae, Haplosclerida, Niphatidae. Bases 16 to 504 code for a protein of 162 amino acids. The transcript has 3 exons. The record is from RefSeq and is a predicted model, not a curated record.